AUGCCGACCACCGAGGUUGUGCAGCUUGUGGAAGAGUGCAGUGCAGCUAUACUCAAUCCUCUCCCGGAGAAGAAGAAGGACCCAGGAUGCCCCACCAUCACUUGUUCAAUCGGAGCUCAACAUUUUAAGCAUGCUCUUUAUGAUCUGGGGGCAAGCGUCAAUGUCAUGCCAAACGUAGUUUAUGAUAAAUUUAACCAUCAUGCGCUUGCUCCUACUGCUAUGUGUUUGAAGCUAGCGAAUCAAUCGGUUCGUUACCCCACCGGAAUUGCUAAGAAUAUUCCAGUGAAAAUACGGAACUUCUUCAUCCCCGUUGAUUUUGUCAUCCUCGACAUGGAAGUCGACACCAAGACCCCUCUCAUAUUGAGAAGGCCGUUCUUGAGCACGGCAAAUGCACACAUUGAUGUGGGAGCUGGAGAAAUCCAGCUCAACAUCAAUGGGUAG
Messenger RNA from Panicum hallii, 441 nucleotides. RefSeq lists its product as uncharacterized. The record is from RefSeq and is a predicted model, not a curated record. The transcript has a single exon. The coding region runs from base 1 to 441 and encodes 146 amino acids. Lineage: Eukaryota; Viridiplantae; Streptophyta; Magnoliopsida; Poales; Poaceae.